AUGCUGCAUGCCAUCGAUCUCAGGGGUCAAUAUGAUGAUGAUGUCGGCUAUUAUAUGCAUGAAGGCAUUACAGUAAGGCCAGGAAGCCCACAGAAAGGCCAGGAAGCCCACAGGAAGGUCAGGAAGCCCACAGAAAGGCCAGGAAGCCCACAGGAAGGUCAGGAAGCCCACAGGAAGGCCAGGAAGCCCACAGGAAGGUCAGGAAGUCCACAGGAAGGUAAGGAAGUCCACAGAAAGGCCAGGAAGCCCACAGAAAGGCCAGGAAGCCCACAGGAAGGCCAGGAAGCCCACAAGAAGGUCAGGAAGCCCACAGGAAGGUCAGGAAGCCCACAGGAAGGUCAGGAAGCCCACAGGAAGGUCAGGAAGCCCACAGGAAGGUCAGGAAGCCCACAGGAAGGUCAGGAAGCCCACAGGAAGGUCAGGAAGCCCACAGAAAGGUCAGGAAGCCCACAGGAAGGUCAGGAAGCCCACAGGAAGGCCAGGAAGCCCACAGGAAGGUCAGGAAGCCCACAGGAAGGUCAGGAAGCCCACAGGAAGGUCAGCAAGCCCACAGGAAGGUCAGGAAGCCCACUGGAAGGUCAGGAAGCCCACAGGAAGGUCAGGAAGGUCAGGAAGCCCACAGAAAGGUCAGGAAGCCCACAGGAAGGUCAGGAAGCCCACAGGAAGGUCAGGAAGCCCACAGGAAGGCCAGGAAGCCCACAGGAAGGUCAGGAAGCCCACAGGAAGCCCAGGAAGCCCACAGGAAGGUCAGGAAUCCCACAGAAAGGUCAGGAAUCCCACAGAAAGGUCAGGAAUCCUACAGAAAAGCCUGGAAUCCCACAGGAAGGCCUGGAAUCUCACAGGAAGGCCAGUAAGCCCACUGAAAUGUUAGGAAUCCUUCUUAUGUGCAAGUGA
Procambarus clarkii (red swamp crayfish) is the source of this 894-nucleotide messenger RNA. Its product is annotated as ribosome-binding protein 1-like. The record is from RefSeq and is a predicted model, not a curated record. NCBI's taxonomy places the organism in Eukaryota, Metazoa, Arthropoda, Malacostraca, Decapoda, Cambaridae.